Molecule: messenger RNA, 3388 nt
Organism: Rhipicephalus microplus (southern cattle tick)
Lineage: Eukaryota; Metazoa; Arthropoda; Arachnida; Ixodida; Ixodidae
Product: small G protein signaling modulator 1
Biological process (GO): activation of GTPase activity
Molecular function (GO): GTPase activator activity
Source: RefSeq, a predicted model, not a curated record
AGGGAGGUCUACAUUACUGGGUGUACGAGGUUAUGGCCCUCACGUCUGCGCCGGCGGCAUUCUCCAAGAGCGACUCGCCGACGCGCAUCAUGACCGUCUUCCGGAGCAAGAGCGACGAUACCUCGGCCUCGCUGCUCAGCGAAAACGAGUAUCGGGAGAAACUGCUGCGGACGGUGAAGAAAGAGGUGAAACAGAUCAUGGAAGAAGCAGUGACACGCAAAUUCGUCCAUGAGGAAAGCAGCAGCAUCACUUCCCUUUGUGCUGCGGUCGACGCAUGCCUCUCGCACGGUCUGAAGCGCCGAGCACUGGGCCUCUUUAAGACCAACUCGACCACAGCACUUCUGCACAAAAUGGCCAAGCACUUUGAGCCAGCUGCUGCCAUCGCCCGUGCAGUCACCCAGAUGGAAGCAGCAGCUGCACUCACCUCAGACUCUUCGACAACGGAGAGCCGCCUACGCAGUCAGACGAGUCGGCGUUCGUUGUGGUCGGCAAGUGGGCGAUACAUCUGGAUCCGGCUGGCACUCUUUGAGAAGCAGCUGGCUAGCAUUGUCGACCACUUGGUCCAUAAUUCCAGCAAGUACUACGAGAAAGAUGCCCUAGUGGCUGACCCUGUCUCCGGGCAAAUUCUGGCUUCUCUACUUGUGGGUCCAUGUGCUCUGGACUACUCCAAGAUGAAGACACAAGAUCACUUCUGGACAGACCCACCAGCCGAUGAGUUGGUGCAGCGCCAUCGGCUGUCCAGUGGGCUUCCUGCUUCGGCCAGUGCUGGGGGCACGACAGGCACACCACCACCCACAAGGCGACUGGGCCUUCAGUGUCGCCGUGACCUCCGUGGCACCACGGGCGGCAGUUCCUCCGAAGAAAGCUCGGUCGGCCGCGUCGUCGGCGCAUCCGUAGGAGGGGGCUGUGACCGGCUGGCUCGAGACUACGUUGAGUCGCUGCACCAAAACGCACGUUCCACAUUGCUGUACGGCAAGAACAACGUGCACGUGCAGCCGCGGUGCCACGCGGGUGAGCCCCUGCCCGGCUACCUGUCCCUGCACCAGCAAGGGGGCACGCAGCUGGUCCUGAAGUGGACCCCCAAUCAGCUCAUGAAUGGCACCACCAGUGCAGACAGCUCGUCUGGCGACUCCCUGGGCAGCAGCCAGGACAAGAGCAUCUACUGGGAGUAUGCCCUCAGUGUCAACAUGGAAGACAUUGUCUACCUCCAUUGCCAUCAGCAAGGUGACUCUGGGGGCACCCUGGUGUUGGUGGGGCAGGACGGAGUGCAGCGCCCGCCCAUGCACUUUCCUCGGGGGGGCCACCUGCUGGCCUUUUUGUCCUGCCUCGAGAACGGCCUGCUUCCUAACGGCCAGCUGGACCCGCCUCUGUGGACACAGCAGAGCGGCACAGGCAAGGUGUUUCCACGGUUACGUCGUCGCAGGGCAGCUCAAGGGGAAGAGGAAGAAGGCAGCACUGACUUCGUCUUUCGAGUUAUCACUUCACUGCGGCCGCACUCCCUGGAGGACCUCCUGGAAGGUGGCCCCGUUGCUGUAGCGACCACAGAAGCGGCUCGUGCCAAUCGCCUGCUAGAGGCUCGCUCUUCAUCCUCCCGCUCGAGUGAGUCACCGCCACCCGAGGAGGAGUCACCUGGACCAAGGGCACAGGGGCAAUCACUGCAGCUUUUGUGUGACACCAUGAAGAAACAGAUCAUCUCAAGGGCUUUCUAUGGAUGGCUGGCACACUGUCGGCACCUGCGGACGGUGCGCACGCACCUGUCGGGGCUGGUGCAUUCGACGAUUGUGUCGGGAGAAGGCGCCGAGACUGGCCUGACGCAGGCGGUAUGGCAGCGCCUGUCGGCUUCGGGACGCCUGGAUGAUCCCCAGCAACUGCACCGGCUCGUCUACUUCGGGGGCAUUGAGCACGAAGUCCGCCAUCUGGUGUGGCCAUACCUGCUGGGCCACUAUGCACUGUCCAGCAUGCCCAAGGAGCGGCAGGAACGAGAUGCCAGCACCCAGGCCCAGUACGAGGCCACCCUGUCCGAGUGGUUGGCUGCCGAGGCCAUGGUGCGCCAUCGGGAAGGACUGCACACCAAGCUCUCCUCUGAAAGCACCACCUCCGAGAUACCCCUCAUUGGUCCUAAAGACACACACUUGAGUAACGAGGUGUUUGAAGAUGGCAGCAGCGAUGGCGGGGGCUCCAUGGAUGCUGCUGCCCAUGAUGAAGCAGUGUGUGAAGGGGAAGAGAUCGCAUGGGAGGUCGACAGCAGCCAUAGUCCAGCCCACGUGGGCAUUGGUCCACUGCAGGCAGGGGCUGAGGAGGAGGAAGAAGAUGGUCAGCCCCCGGUUGAUCCUCUGCAGUUGCUUCAGCCACCAGUCGUCGAUGAUGAGUCCAGCUGUGUGUCACCGGCAUCGUCUAGUGGAGGAGUGUAUUCGAGUGAUCUGCUCGACCUGUUCUCACUCAACUUGCACCGCAUCGACAAGGAUGUGCAACGCUGCGACCGCAACUAUGCCUACUUUACCACAGCCAACCUGGAGAAGCUGCGAAAUGUUAUGUGCACCUAUGUCUGGGAGCACCUGGAUGUGGGCUAUGUGCAAGGAAUGUGUGACCUCGUGGCUCCCUUGCUGGUGAUAUUUGAUGAUGAGAUGCUGACCUACAGCUGCUUCUGUGAGCUCAUGAAGCGAAUGGCAGCCAACUUCCCCCAUGGGGGCGCCAUGGAUCACCAUUUCGCCAACAUGCGGUCGCUCAUUCAGAUUCUGGAUGCAGAAAUGUUUGAGCUGAUGCACCAAAAUGGAGACUACACGCACUUCUACUUCUGCUACCGAUGGUUUCUCCUGGACUUCAAGAGAGAGCUUGUCUACCAGGAUGUGUUCAGUGUCUGGGAGACCAUCUGGGCGGCCCAGCAUGUUGCUUCCAGCAACUUUGUGCUCUUCAUAGCUCUGGCCAUGGUGGAAUACUACCGCGACAUCAUCCUAGAAAACAACAUGGACUUUACUGACAUUAUCAAAUUUUUCAACGAGAUGGCCGAGCGACACGAUGCCAAGGCCGUACUACAGAUCGCUCGCGAGCUUGUGCUGCAAAUCCAGACGUUGAUUGACAACCGAUAGAAGCAUCUCGCCUUUCCCAGCUAACAGCAUCAUCACACUCCUCGACCCUUCCACUGGUGUGACGCUUGAACUGGUCAUGUGCAACGAGUUCUGUAGGACUCUCAGCAGAAUCAUCUUUGAGAAUGUUUUAAAAGUGUUUCGUAUGGGAAGCUCAUGCUGCUUGGCUAAUUACAACAUUGGGCAUGCGAAUUAAGAGAGCACAUGGCACAGUGCAGUAUUCUAACAGCUCUGGCCAAAAUCAGAGAUUUGUUCAAUCUUGUAGACACCAGAGUAGUAAAAAUAUCCAGUUCAAUGAACAAGCA